Trichomonas vaginalis G3 is the source of this 780-nucleotide messenger RNA. RefSeq lists its product as uncharacterized. Lineage: Eukaryota; Parabasalia; Trichomonadida; Trichomonadidae. The record is from RefSeq and is a predicted model, not a curated record. The transcript has a single exon. Bases 1 to 780 code for a protein of 259 amino acids.
AUGACCCAACCCUCGCUUAUCGUUCUUGCUGUUAAGCGUGCAAUGGAAAAGGGCAAAGCAACCUAUGAUAAGCAGAUCGGAUCCUAUAGUACAUUUUUCGUAAACUCAAAACUUGAAACUACUGAAUGUCCAAAAGAAAAUUCUAAUGAACUCUUAGAUUUUUAUAUUGAUGAUUGCAAAUCAGUACUUCCCAGUAAAUUAUCUGCAGAUGAAGCUAGCAAAAUUAGAUCAACUUUAGAAAUCAUUCAAAUUACUUCAGCUUUAGAUGAUGGUAGUUGCGUAGGCACGUCUGUCGUUCAGUCAUAUAACAACGAAAAUGGUAAAUUAUAUACAUUUUUAUACUCAUUUACACCAAAGAAUUCUGAAAUUAUUGCCCAAACAUUAAAUUCAGAGUUCUCGAUCAGAAUGGCUGAAAGAAUCUUUGUAUCUCGUAGAUCUAAGAUUAUUCUUAAAAUUUGGAAGAGAGAAUGGGAAGAAUAUCAGAAGAUUCCAGCUGUUAUUUCACAAGACACAGUUGUUCAGACAUUAUCAAUUGCUUUUGCUCCAUUCGUUUAUGGUGUAUUCUCUGGCCCAUCCCAAGUCAUUGAUGAUCUCAAGGCUCAGGCUAAAGCUACAACUCAGACAACUGUUAAGGACUACCAUCGUAUUAUUUACAACCCAAUGAAGAAGAUGGAAGUUCUCGUCACAGAUCCAGAAAUUCUCAAGAUUAUCCCAACAAGAUGGUUCAAGACUUCUGGUAGCUCUAUUGUUUAUCCAGUUGACUAUAAAUUUGAUCAAUAA